GUGACGACGCCGAGCCGAGGGCCCACCCCUUGGGAUUCCUUUGCUCCACGUCUCCUCCUUAAACAAACCACAGUAACACGAUAAUUUUCCAACUCCUUACCCGACGCGGGAUCUAGAGAGGGCUCUAGGAGCCCCUAUUGACUUCUGGCUUCUUAAUUGGGGGCCAGUGCACCCUGUGGUUAGUGGGUGUCUUUCCCAAGCAAAUUUUGUCUAUCUAGGUAAGGGAAUGGCUGGCGGGCCAACAAGGGGAAGUAUGGACAAAAGAAAGCUCAUUGGGGAGGUGUUGAUGAGCGCAACACUGCCGAGCGGUUGAGUGGAGGUAUUACUACCUAUGUGUGCAGAUUCUAUUGAAGUACACGUCCGCGAUUCGACAGAACACCUUGAACUGCGAGCCGAGAAAGCGACCGAUAGACUUCGAUGCAUCGGGUGCGAGCCGAGCUCGAAAGCCUAGAGGGACCUUUCGGCAGUAGAACAAGUGUGUUGGAGUCUUCUCGUGGCCGCAUGGGCACUCCAGUGUAGCGUCGUCGUGAUGGAAGCGCUGAUGGUACGCGGCGAAGUCGCCGUGGUGAGACCGUGCAGCGAGGAGAUGUCGGAGUUGUCGUCGGGGGAUAUCGAGUUCUGGGAGACAAGUACUGUAGCGUACUAAGGCCGUGAGGGUCUCGGGUAGCUCUCGACCAGGGAUCCAUGUAAGUCAUAUAAGAGGCUACUCCAGCCAGCUAGAAUAGCCCCUUUUCGACCUCGUCUUCUUCAUCUUCGGAUACUCGUAGUAGUCGCUCAGCUAGUUGUCAAUAUACUCAGUUGAGACUAACGAUCAACUCGAUCAGUGAUCGCUUCGAUCAUGGGUGUCACGUGAUCCGACUGUGCUGCCUUCUUAGGUUAUAACGGAGGGGCGGCCCAUCGACGAGGCCCCUCGUCCCUGAUUGACCUGUAACAAUGGUGUUGGUAUGCCUGGGAUGGGUUGGUCGCUCGACAUUUUACGACAAGCUUUUUGCAGGCAGACGGCUGUUAUCGACUUGUAUGUGCAAGAACUAGACUAUAAAUACUCAUUCAUUAAUUUACAUAGUCUUAUUCAGGUUAUACUGUUGAUUUUUAAGGACGUAGCCGCACAGUUAUGUAUAGUAAAAGAGAGAGAUGAGACGAUGCUUCUGUGUAUAGGUAAAUAUAGUAGUUGGUCGACUGAGGUAGUUUAGUAUAAAGUAAAGAACUCCAUUCGGUAUAGAUAAUAGCUUAGCCUUGAUGGUACGGGCCGUCAUAUUCUGAGGGCGACAAUUCUUGGCUGCCAUCCACGCCGUCAAUCCAUCCACGCGCCUCGCAUAUGCAGUUGAUACUCAAGUUAUUUGCACCAUUAAUGUACCAGUGUUCAUUUUUUUUUUUUUGCUUUCCAAUAGUUAGCAUAUAGAUCUUUGUUUUCAUAAAGACAGCGAAGUGGCGUAUUCCCCAGAUCGCAGGUGGUUGUGCAAUAUGCCUAUGAUAGCGCUGGUGGUAGUUAUCGAUAGCGGCACGACAAACACCAGCACCCGCUGUUGUCGCCGAAGCUUCCCAAUUCCAACCCUUCACAUCUGAUUGCACACGACAUCGGCGCACGGCGGCAUCGAGCUCAAAACCCGUCGCAAUGUCUGCCAUUUACAAUUUAGAGCCGCAGCCGACGGCAUCGGCAAUCAUACACACGACAUUAGGCGAGAUCAUGGUGGAGCUUUUUGCUAAGCAGACGCCGCUCACCUGUCGCAACUUUUUGCAGCUCAGUCUCGACGGCUACUACGACGGCACCGUCUUCCACCGCCUCGUCCCCAACUUUAUUCUGCAGGGAGGCGAUCCGACAGGCACAGGAAACGGCGGCGAAUCUAUAUACGAUGGUGGCGCCUUCAGUGGCGAUCUCGACCCGUGGCCCAUGGACCUGCGAACAGGCCAAAACGCCGGUCCCACGGGCAUCAACUUUGCCGACGAAUUCCAUUCACGAUUGAAGUUCAAUCGCCGAGGUCUCUUGGCCAUGGCAAACGAGAGUAAACCGAAUACCAAUGGCAGCCAGUUCUUCUUUACGCUGGACAAGACGGAGGAGCUGACGGGUCGCAACACGUUAUUUGGCCGCGUCGCUGGCGACACCAUCUACAACCUGGCCAAGAUUGGAGAAUCCGAGGUUGCAGAGGGUACAGAGCGGCCACUCUACGCUGUGAAAAUCGAGAGAAUCGAAAUUCUGGUCAACCCGUUUGAAGACAUGAAGAAGCGAACGCGAACAGCAACACAUACAACUACGAAACCGGCCGAGAAGGAAAAGAAGAAGAAGCGCAAAGCAGGCGGCAAACAAUUACUAAGCUUUGGAGACGAUGAAGGAGAAGAGCAGGAAAUUUCAUUACCUAAAAAGCCCAAGUUUGAUACUAGGCUUAUUGCCGAUGAAGAGCCAGAGGAACCAGUAACGAAACCCAAGUCAUCGAAACCAAAAGCAAAGUCGAAAAAGAUUACAAUAGAAAGAGAUGAUGAGAAUGGCGCUGAGCCAAUAAAGGCGUCAGAGGCUGUAGAACAAAGGAAACCCACAGCUGCCCGCCAUGACGAUGACGACGACGACAUGGACGAUGUCCCAGAGCCACCCAAGAAGACAGCAUUGGAGCUUGCCAAUGAAGAAAUGGCUGCUAUUAAAGCGUCAAUGAGACGAGAAGUCCACCCUGGAGCAGAUGUCGUCGAAAAGAAGAAGUCGGCGUUAGAAAACAUGAUCCCAGAAACCUCAGUGCGAGGCGCAAGAAAGCGACGACCCGGUGGCAACACUGCAACAGCAGCCAAUGAUGCCAGCACGCUCAAGUUCUUGGCGCAAUUCCAGUCCAAGCUGGGCAAGGCUGUACCUGAGAAAGAAACAGCAGAGCUUCUGGACAAGUCAGAACAAGGCGCGUCGGACCAAAAGGCAGCAGAUGACGAAGAAGCGGAGCAGUGCGAUUUGCACUUUAUUGUUGGCUGCCAAAGUUGCACAUCAUGGGACAAGCAGGAAAAAGAAGAGAGCGAUGACGAGGGCUGGAUGGGCCAUAAGCUAUCCUUUGCUGCCGACAGGCUCGGCAAGGACCUGAACAAUCGCAGAAAGGCGGAGGAGGAGCUCGUCGUUAUCGACCCGAGAGCCAAGGAACGCUCGUUUAAAGACAAGCGUGCCGGGCGAGACGGCCGGUCAGGAGACUCGGGAGGCAGAGCGUGGGAUCAGCGACGGGAUAUGGCGCGGAAUGCGCAAAUGGCCAAGUCGGCGUCGCUUGCUGGCCGUGGUGCAAAGUAGGUAACAGUUGCACUAUAUAAUAAAACAUAUUACACAAUGAAGAGAACACUAUACUGUCCAAGUCGAAAUAGUUUAUCAUUUUUGAG
This is a messenger RNA of [Torrubiella] hemipterigena, 3333 nucleotides long. The record is from the annotation of a GenBank genome assembly. Lineage: Eukaryota; Fungi; Ascomycota; Sordariomycetes; Hypocreales; Clavicipitaceae.